GAAUGAAAAUGUCACAACCUCUGUUUGUGUGCGUGAGUGGUGGGUGUCGUUUGUUUGUGUGUAUUCAAAAAGUAGACAUAACUGCAAGCUAUUUCUACAAAAAUUUCAUUUAGAUGAAACAAAAUCUGCAUUUCAAACUAGUGUUGAGGAAUUUGCUAUUUCAGAAGCUACAAUUCGUUUUACAGGACAGACAAGAUGUCUACAAUAAUAAAGUGCACCAGUGAUUGUAUAAUAAACAAUCUGUUCAAAUCAAUUGUGGCCAGAGGAAUAUCCCCUCCAUCAAGAAGUCUCUCUUCGAAACAAGUUAUAGAAAAUGAGAAGAAGUUUCAUGCUAACAAUUAUGAACCAGUGCCUAUUGUCAUAUCCAAAGGGAAAGGAGUUGAUGUAUGGGACGUAGACGGCAAACAAUACCUGGAUUUUCUGGGUGGAUUUGCCACCCUCAAUCAAGGCCAUUGUCAUCCUCGCAUUCUGAAAGCAUUGAUGGACCAGGCCAGUAAAUUACAUCACACUUCCCGCUCGCAUUACAACGAUGUGCUAUGGGAGUUCUCAGAGCAUAUCACAAAGCUUACGGGAUUUGAUAAAGUGCUGGCUAUGAAUACAGGUGUUGAAGGUGGUGAAACGGCAGUGAAGCUAGCUCGACUGUGGGGUUACAAGAAGAAGAGAAUUGCAGCCAAUGAGGCGAUUGUGCUGUUCGCUCGCGGCAACUUCUGGGGUCGCACCCUGGCUGCCAUCUCCAGUUCGGUGGACCCCUGGAUGUAUGAGAACUUCGGCCCUUACAUGCCCAACUUGAAUCUGGUCGACUACAAUGAUUUGGAGGAUUUGGAGAAAGCCCUACAAAACCCGAACGUGUGCGCGUUCAUGGUGGAGCCCGUCCAGGGCGAGGCCGGAGUUGUCGUUCCGGAUGCAGCGUACCUGACGGGCGUGAGACGGCUCUGCUCCAAGUACAACGUGCUGUGGAUCGACGACGAAGUGCAGGCCGGGUUGGGGCGCACCGGGCGCCUCUUCUGUCACCAGCACUACGAGAAUGCCCGGCCUGACGUCAUGGUACUCGGCAAGGCGCUGGCUGGAGGCGUAUAUCCGGUAUCAGCAGUGGUAGCUGACUCAGACGUGAUAGACUGCUUCACUCCGGGCACCCACGGCUCGACGUUCGGCGGGAAUCCACUGGGCUGCAAGGUGGCCAUCACUGCUGUUGACGUCAUCACUGAGGAGGGUCUGGUCGACAAUGCUGACAAGAUGGGACAGGUAUUCAGGGACGAGUUGGAGCGAUCUCUGCCCAAAGAGAAGGUGUCGCUGGUGCGAGGCAUGGGUCUUCUUAAUGCUAUUGCACUCAAUACAGAUUUUUGUUCUCCGUGGGACUUCUGUAUCAAGCUGAGAGACAACGGCCUUGUGACUCGUCCUUGCAAAGCGAAUAUCAUCAGAUUUGCUCCUCCACUGAUCAUCAAUCAAUCACAGCUCAAUCAAGGACUGGAAAUCAUUGUGAAAACUGUGAAUGAAUUGUAAAUUUCUACAGAUUUGAAUAGGCCUAAACAAUGGAAUAUGUUUUACUACAAAAACGUUUAUAGUUAUUACUACCUGUUUGAUAUAACUUGAUCGGUAUAACUUAAGUGAUGGUAACUUAAAACCUACAAUUUAAUUUGGACUGUUGUGAAAAUUUGAGAAGGGACAGUUUUGGGCAUAAGCCUGUUGUGCCUUCUCACAUAAGUGUAAUAAUUUUAUGUAGGCCUACAUGACUGAUAAUAAAAUAUGAAUAACAUGUUAGUAGCCUUACACUGUUACACUUGUCCAGUACAAGAGCUUUAUAGCUUAUUCAGUAAACUGUAUGAAAAGGAUAUCAAAUUUAGUACAGGCAGUAGCUUA
Nilaparvata lugens (brown planthopper) is the source of this 1857-nucleotide messenger RNA. Its product is annotated as ornithine aminotransferase, mitochondrial. Gene Ontology annotation, cellular component: cytoplasm. Gene Ontology annotation, molecular function: pyridoxal phosphate binding; L-ornithine transaminase activity; identical protein binding. Bases 196 to 1500 code for a protein of 434 amino acids. NCBI's taxonomy places the organism in Eukaryota, Metazoa, Arthropoda, Insecta, Hemiptera, Delphacidae. The transcript is spliced from 7 exons. The record is from RefSeq and is a predicted model, not a curated record.